AUGACCAUCGAAGAAAAAGCCAUCAACGAAAUUGACAUGCAGGAGAAACUGCUCGAAGAUCUGGAAAAAAGCAAAACUCUCCCAUUAUGGAUGCAGAUGGCUCGAUUGAAUCCACCAGAGCCCAAUCCUACUACAGUCCCUUUUGUCUGGUCAUACAAGUCUAUUCGACCUAAUCUGCUUCGAGCUGGGAAACUUGUCACAGAGAAACAGGCUGAACGAAGAGUAUUGAUGCUGAUCAAUCCAGCUCGAGAUGCACCGUAUACAACAGACACACUGUAUGCAGGCCUACAGCUUGUCAUGCCAAACGAAACAGCCCCAGCCCAUCGCCAUACCGCAUUCGCCAUGCGCUUUAUUAUAGAAGGGCAUGGAGGCUUCACGGCAGUCCAUGGAAAGCGGAUUCAAAUGCAGCGAGGCGAUGUCAUCCUAACGCCAACAUGGAAUUACCAUGACCAUGGCAAAGACGGUUCCGGGCCGAUGAUAUGGCUGGAUGGACUGGAUCUUCCCAAUUUUCGACACUUUCCUGUGCAUUUUGUCGAGCAUUUCAAUCAGCCUCGAUAUCCUGCUGAAAAUGUUGAUAGCGAGACUUCGCCCAUUGUCUUUUCGUGGUCAAAAAUGAAGGAUCAACUUGACAGCGUGGAUGGGGACUGGGCUUCGCAACGCUAUCUCCGAUCUGAUGGUCGUGAAGUGAGUCGAAUCCUGGGUGGUUGUGCCGAAAGACUCAAUGAGGGCAGCUCCUCACCAUCUCGUCGCGAAACCACUUCUGCCGUAUACCACGUCAUCACUGGCAGUGGUUACUCAAUAAUUGGAGAACAGAAGCUUGUCUGGGAGAAAGGAGACACGUUCUGUAUCCCAUCUUGGUAUAAAUACCAGCACUUUGGAGACUCGGGGGAGACGGUUUACCUAUAUCGUUUUGAUGAUAAGCCGAUGAUUGAUGCUCUGGGGUUUUAUCGAUCAGAGGAUACAGAUGUGGAGGCUCUUGUAGAGAAUUAG
This is a messenger RNA of Aspergillus wentii DTO 134E9, 990 nucleotides long. RefSeq names its product cupin domain-containing protein. Gene Ontology annotation, molecular function: dioxygenase activity. The coding region runs from base 1 to 990 and encodes 329 amino acids. The transcript has 3 exons. The record is from RefSeq and is a predicted model, not a curated record. Lineage: Eukaryota; Fungi; Ascomycota; Eurotiomycetes; Eurotiales; Aspergillaceae.